This is a messenger RNA of Biomphalaria glabrata, 1263 nucleotides long. Its product is annotated as mucin-2-like. The record is from RefSeq and is a predicted model, not a curated record. Bases 153 to 1235 code for a protein of 360 amino acids. Lineage: Eukaryota; Metazoa; Mollusca; Gastropoda; Planorbidae. The transcript is spliced from 2 exons.
UGUAUCAGUCUUAGAUUCACUGCAUUCUUAGCGGAUAUUUUUUGACGACUUUAAAUUGUGUUGCUUAAUUCUCUGAGGAUAGUUUUACAUUCUUUUCUAAGUGUGCCGUUCAUCUUUACCUUAGUGCGGCAGAGACAAGGACAACGCCAGCCAUGACAAACUAUUUAAAAUCUGCAUUAACAUCUUCAGAAUCUGAAACAUGUAUGGCACAGACUUUGAAUGAAAUUGUAUUACCAGAUGCAACAGAGAGGACGUCAUUAAUACGAGAACUUCCAUUAACAAAUACAGGCAUGAUAACACCAGACCUCACAACAGCUGCAGCGGCUGACACGACACAGAACACAAGUCUCACAAUAAAAGCUACAGAACGUUUGUUACCUAAAGACCACAUGUCAAGUUAUGCCAACUCUCCAUCUGUAACACCGAUAAAAAAAUUCUGUGCUUAUCACAUGACACUGCCCCCUGUUAUACGUCGAGGCAAGUCAGUUGCACAAAGGUUGAUUAGAGCUUCAAUCUGCAUGACAUCUUCAUCAAAUACAGUAGCAAACAAGACGGUAUCAAACAGCAUAGAACAAUUGACGUCUCGUCUAACAGCACCAGCUGCACCACAAACUAAUGACCCGACUGCGCCCUGGACAACAUCAUCCAAACCUCAAAUAAUGUCGGGUUCAACACAUAACACGACUUCAGCUUCAGGUGUAGCACAAUACACGAAUUUAAUGUUACCACCUCAAAACAUUCCUUUAACAUUGUCGUUGGCACCGUACACCACUAUGCAAUUGGCACCACAAAUCUCAGCACCAUCGCAAGCAGUUUAUGCAUCGCCUCUGACUGCCAUCAUGACAACACAAGCCUCCACGUUUGUGCCAACUCCUCAGGCGACAUCAUUGGGUGCUACAUUUAAGUCAUCUCCUGUACCGACAUACUUGCUGUCUUCAUCAUUGAGCAGCAGCAUGGCAGUUCCAACAGCCACACAGUCUGAGGUAAAUCUAGUCCCUUAUACAACAGACAUGAGAACACCAGCAGGCAUGUAUCCCCGAUCAACAGAGGAAACACACUUGAAUACUUCGAGUUCUCACUUCAAAACACCAACUGCAAAACGAAGAAUAGCUCCAAAAGCUAAUUUAAAAACACUAGAUAUAGAUAGAAAAACACCAGAUGUGGAUGGAAAAACACCAGAUAUAGGAGGAGCUAGAAAAAGAACAUAUUCAAAACGAAACACGAACGUUUAUUGAAGACAGAAAUAAUAUUUUAUUUUGUAAA